Molecule: messenger RNA, 1983 nt
Organism: Striga hermonthica
Lineage: Eukaryota; Viridiplantae; Streptophyta; Magnoliopsida; Lamiales; Orobanchaceae
Source: the annotation of a GenBank genome assembly
AUGAAAUCUCACCGGAAAUUCCAGAUCUACGGCGUCCUCCUCCUCCUCGCCACGCUCGCCGGAUCUGGACAGAGCUUCUACCUUCCCGGCAGCUACCCUCACAAGUAUGGUGUCGGGGACUACCUGAACAUGAAGGUCAACUCUCUGACCUCCAUCGACACCGAGAUCCCCUUCAGCUACUACGAUCUCCCCUUCUGCCGCCCGGCGGAAGGCAUCAUGGACAGCCGCGAGAACCUCGGAGAGCUCCUCAUGGGCGACCGGAUCGAGAACUCCCCUUACCGAUUCAAAAUGUACACCAACGAAACCGACAUUUUCCUCUGCGGUACCAAGCCCCUCUCGGCCGACGAGUUCAAGCUCCUGGCCAAGAGGAUAGACGAGAUGUACCAGGUCAACGUGAUCCUUGACAACCUGCCCGCCAUCCGGUACACAACCAAGGACGGGUUCACGCUGCGGUGGACUGGAUACCCGAUCGGCGUCAAGGUUCAGGACACGUAUUACGUGUUCAAUCACCUCAAAUUCACUGUUCUCGUUCAUAAAUACGAGGAGACCAAUGUGGCUCAGGUUAUGGGCACGGGGGAUGCGGUCGAGGUUGUCCCCACGGUUGGGAGGGAAGGUUCAGAUGCCCCCGGGUACAUGGUUGUCGGAUUUGAGGUGGUCCCCUGCAGUUUCAGGCAUGACCCAAACUCGUUGAAGAAUUUGAAAAUGUAUGAUAAGUAUCCUGUUCCGAUUAACUGCGAUCCAGGUACAGUUGCCAUGCCCAUCAAGGAGAACGAGCCGAUUUCCUUCACGUACGAGGUAUCGUUUGUUGAGAGAGACGACAUCAAGUGGCCUUCCAGGUGGGACGCUUAUCUCAAGAUGGAGGGUGCAAAAGUGCACUGGUUUUCAAUCUUGAACUCUCUUAUGGUGAUCACUUUCCUGGCCGGUAUAGUGCUUGUAAUCUUUCUGAGGACCGUCAGGCGGGACCUCACCAGGUACGAGGAGCUCGAUAAGGAGGCACAGGCCCAGAUGAACGAGGAGCUCUCGGGCUGGAAGCUUGUCGUGGGUGAUGUCUUCCGGGCCCCAGCUAACUCGACUCUCCUUUGCGUGAUGGUUGGUGAUGGAGUCCAAAUACUCGGAAUGGCUGUCGUGACAAUUCUGUUUGCCGCCUUAGGGUUUAUGUCACCAGCCUCCCGGGGGGCCUUGAUUACGGGCAUGCUGUUUUUCUACAUGGUGCUCGGGAUUCUGGCCGGGUAUGUGGCUGUCCGCAUGUGGCGGACCAUCUUCUGUGGGGACAACAAGGGGUGGUUCUCUGUCUCAUGGUGGGCCGCGUGCUUUUUCCCCGGUAUCUCAUUCGUGAUCCUCACGACUCUGAAUUUCCUGUUGUGGGGCAGCCACAGCACGGGCGCAAUCCCAUUUUCCCUGUUUGUCGUGCUCAUCUUGCUCUGGUUCUGUAUCUCGGUCCCUCUCACACUAGUUGGAGGCUAUUUUGGGGCCCGGGCGCCCCAUAUUGAGUAUCCCGUCCGGACCAAUCAGAUUCCUCGGGAAAUCCCACCUCAAAAGUAUCCAUCUUGGCUCUUGGUUCUUGGGGCGGGCACGCUUCCUUUUGGGACGCUAUUUAUCGAGCUUUUCUUCAUCAUGUCCAGCAUUUGGAUGGGGCGAGUUUAUUACGUGUUUGGGUUUUUGCUCAUUGUCAUGGUGCUUUUGGUAGUGGUCUGUGCUGAGGUAUCGCUCGUGCUAACAUACAUGCACCUGUGCGUCGAGGACUGGCGGUGGUGGUGGAAAUCGUUCUUUGCCUCGGGCUCGGUCGCCAUAUACAUCUUUCUUUACUCGGUCAACUAUCUGGUGUUUGACCUCAAGAGUUUGAGUGGGCCCGUCUCAGCCACACUUUAUCUUGGUUACUCGUUGUUUAUGGUGCUUGCGGUUAUGCUGGCAACGGGUACAGUCGGUUUCCUUUCCUCGUUCUGGUUUGUGCACUACUUGUUUUCGUCUGUGAAGCUGGACUGA